Molecule: messenger RNA, 582 nt
Organism: Apaloderma vittatum (bar-tailed trogon)
Lineage: Eukaryota; Metazoa; Chordata; Aves; Trogoniformes; Trogonidae
Product: deoxycytidine kinase-like
Exons: 5
Biological process (GO): nucleobase-containing compound metabolic process
Cellular component (GO): cytoplasm; mitochondrion
Molecular function (GO): ATP binding; deoxyguanosine kinase activity
Source: RefSeq, a predicted model, not a curated record
GAACUUUCCACAUCUCAGAAGAGUGGAGGAAAUCUACUUCAAAUGCUGUAUGAUAAACCCACGAGAUGGGCUUACACGUUUCAGACUUACGCUUGCUUGAGCCGAGUGAGGGCACAAUUAAAACCUGUCUCAGCCAAGCUACAAGAAGCAGAACAUCCAGUGCAAUUUUUUGAGAGAUCUGUGUACAGCGACAGAUACGUAUUUGCUUCUAACCUAUUUGAGUCUGGAAAUAUAAAUGAAACGGAGUGGGCUGUUUAUCAGGACUGGCACACAUGGCUUUUGAAUCAGUUUGAAUCAGAUAUAGAACUGGAUGGCAUGAUCUACUUAAGAACCACACCUCAGAAAUGCAUGGAAAGGCUCCAGACAAGGGGAAGAGAAGAGGAACAAGGAAUUGAACUUGAGUAUUUGGAAAACCUCCACUACAAACAUGAAACCUGGCUUUACGAAAGGACCAUGAGAGUUGACUUUGAGAACCUUAAAGAGAUUCCCAUACUCAUUUUGGAUGUUAAUGAGGAUUUUAAGAAUGACAAGAUUAAACAGGAGUACCUGAUAGAUCAGGUCAAAUCUUUCCUGGCUUCUUAA